Molecule: messenger RNA, 1242 nt
Organism: Lachancea nothofagi CBS 11611
Lineage: Eukaryota; Fungi; Ascomycota; Saccharomycetes; Saccharomycetales; Saccharomycetaceae
Source: the annotation of a GenBank genome assembly
AUGCAACCCGAAGGCGAAGUGGCUUACACUUUGAGGAAGCAUGAGCAGGAGGUGACUAGUCUGAAUGUCAUUCAUCAAGAUCCCUAUCCGUUACUAGUUUCCGGCGACCUAAAGGGGAAAUUGUUAGUUUGGAAUUUGGUAACGCGAAGACCCUUGGCCCAUUAUCAGCUCCCAACGAAUGCCCAAGUCGUUUCUAUCAAUUACAUUAAUAAUUACUUGACAGUCUUAUCGAAGGAUCAUACACUUAGAUUUUUGCGACUGCACGAUGAAACUUCACUUAAGUCGAGUACUGCCAAGACACAUGGGAAUGAUAAUUGCACUUUGAAAGAAGCCUACGAAAUACCCAUUAAUACGCUUAAUUUCGCAAAUGUAUCCAUCGAAACUAUUACAGAAGACUUAUAUCGCCUUUGGAGUUGCAAUACGGUGGAUUCUGAGUGCUUUGACGUCUAUACGUUUGACUUAAAGGAUCCACACUCUUUGAAGCGCAAAUUCAACAAAAUAAAUCUGCAUGAAGCCUUGCUGAAAGCAGACAACUGGGACUGCAGGAAAUCUUUGGAUAAAACGGGCAUCGUUAUGAAGUUUUUGAAGCACAACGGUGUGGUCUAUCUGGGCUUUGAGUGCGGCUUCGUAGUAGGCUUGAAAAUUUUGGAAAAUGAAGGCGUCCAUCCUUCAUUGGUAGUGGUAUACGCUUCCUCUGUGCACUACCCGGACCCUGUUUUGUCGUUAUGCGCUGCAAGUGAUGGCCACUGUAUAUAUAGUUCCUCAACAAGUGGUGUGGUAGGUAUUCAUAACGCGUAUGAAGCCCCCACAGAUGAGUAUGAUGACUUGAAUUGGCUUGCUGAUGGCAUCGGUAUACCCACUAACUUCACGUUGGUAAAUUCGUGCAUUGAUCUGCACACAGCAGAAAUUGGACAUCUGGAAAGCCUCCAGGACUCUUUAGUUGCAAUAGACUGGAAAGGGCAAACUUUAGUAUUUAGCCAUGAGCGGGCCAACUUCACUUUCUCAAAACAACGGAGCAACGUCCCCAUUGAAGAUUCAAACGUUGGUACCUUUUCUGCAGAGAAAAGAACAAAAAAUUGGAUUAAGGCUAGCAGCAUGGCUUGCCUUGGUGAACGAGGCUCAAAACAAGUUCAGGUUUCCGGCGCCGGUGAAAGGAGACGCGUAUCACUUUGUGCUAGCCGUAAUUGGUGUUUUACGGGCUACGAGGAUGGAUCAAUUAUAAUGCAAAGCUUCCAUUCGUGA